UUCACUGUGUUUCCGCCAGACUCCAUGAGCGGUUUGGGUUUCCUGUGGUGGUGUUGAGGCCAUGGCGAACAGAACAGUUAAAGAUGCGAACAGUAUUCACGGAACUAAUCCGCAAUAUCUGGUCGAGAAAAUUAUUCGGACGCGAAUCUACGAGUCGAAAUACUGGAAAGAAGAAUGUUUCGGUCUUACAGCCGAGCUCGUUGUGGACAAAGCGAUGGAGCUGAAGUACAUCGGCGGCGUGUACGGAGGCAACAUCAAACCCACACCCUUCUUAUGUCUCACCCUGAAGAUGCUCCAGAUUCAGCCAGAGAAAGACAUCAUCGUAGAAUUCAUCAAGAAUGAAGAUUUCAAAUAUGUCCGCCUGCUUGGAGCCACGUACAUGCGCCUGACAGGCACCUCAGUGGACUGUUAUAAAUAUCUGGAACCAUUGUACAAUGACUAUAGAAAGAUUAAAAGUCAGAACAGGAACGGAGAAUUUGAACUGAUGCACGUGGACGAGUUCAUAGACGAGCUGCUUCAUGCCGAGCGUGUGUGUGACGUCAUUCUCCCAAGGCUUCAGAAGAGGCAGGUUCUGGAGGAGGCCGAGCUGCUCGAUCCACGUAUCAGUGCCCUGGAAGAAGACCUGGAUGAGGUGGAGUCCAGUGAAGAAGAAGAGGAGGAGGAGGAGAAGCCGGAGCGAGUGCAGGCACCAGAGCCACACAGACGGAGUUACAGAGAUCUGGAUCGACCACGCAGAUCUCCAUCUCCUCGCUACAGACGAAGCCGCUCACCCAGAAGACGAAGCAGAUCACCGAAGAGACGAAGUCCCUCUCCCAGACGCGAGCGAGAGCGUGAGCGCGAUCGCCACCGCAGUAAGAGUCCACGCAGACACCGCAGCAGAUCCAGAGACAGGAGGCACCGCUCCAAAUCUCCAGGUCAUCACAGAAGCCACAGGCACCGCAGUCACUCAAAAUCACCGGAGAGUCGCUCGAAGAAGAGUCACAAGUCAAAGAGGAAAUGAAUGUCAUGGAAGAAGUUAUUUGGUUUUUUUUGUUUGUUUUUUAAAAAUAAAAUUCACUUUUAUGAUUGCUUCUGUCAGUAAUGUAAAAAUUCAUGUGAAUUUUCUCAUUCGCUAAUUAAAUCCACAAAUGUUUUUGAUA
This is a messenger RNA of Neoarius graeffei (lesser salmon catfish), 1139 nucleotides long. RefSeq names its product pre-mRNA processing factor 38A (gene prpf38a). Bases 62 to 1000 code for a protein of 312 amino acids. Gene Ontology annotation, cellular component: precatalytic spliceosome. The transcript is spliced from 10 exons. The record is from RefSeq and is a predicted model, not a curated record. Lineage: Eukaryota; Metazoa; Chordata; Actinopteri; Siluriformes; Ariidae.